AUGAUUCCUUGUAUUAGCCUCUUUCCAAAUGCUCAGUUUUAUGACAGGAAGAUUUUACAUGGUUCAAAUAUCCUGUCUCCUAGCUAUGACAAGGAUUAUACAUGCCUCCUGUAUGGCAGCUACACUCUUAUGAAUGUCACGGACGGGAGGGAAGACAAGGAGGGCACAGGAAACAGUCGACGAAACAUGGUUGAAGUUGCUGUUGUUCUGCACCUCAUCCAAACCAUCUUUAGAUGUAUGUCUAAGCUGAGCCCUCUCUUUUCUUGCAUCCUUAGUAUAUCCUGCCUCGAUGUCCUUGGUUGGAAAAGUACAGGCAAAGCGCUUAGCAUCGGUGUGGUCUCUUCCUAUAGUCUCAAUUUGAUGCUAUUAAAGAUAGACUUGAUAAAAAAUACAACACAUGUGAUGGCUUUCAUGUGCGCAUCAAGUCUAUUGAUGGUUUUCAAGGAGAAGAGGAUGAUAUAUUAA
Messenger RNA from Triticum turgidum subsp. durum (durum wheat), 465 nucleotides. The record is from the annotation of a GenBank genome assembly. Lineage: Eukaryota; Viridiplantae; Streptophyta; Magnoliopsida; Poales; Poaceae.